GCCUAGUAUGGCGCUUAAACUGGUUUCUUGACCUUUACCAAGUUGCCAAUUGGUCGAUUCAUGUUACUACUUUAAGCCAAGAAACAACUUAUAUUCACCAAUGGUCACAUUCUUCGGCAAACUAAGUUGUAAAUUUCAUACCUCUGUUAAUUUUCGUGGAGGAAUUCGUCAGUCAUCUGAGCUACUAUAUGGAAUUCAUCCUGUCUUGUGCGCUCUUACGUUUCGUCAUCGCGAUAUUUACCGGCUAUACGUCAAAGACGUAUUGAGCAACUGCAAAGAUUCCGACAAUCUCGUAGAGAUAUCAGCAUCUCAGAUAACCGAGAAAGCACUCAAAUAUGGCAUACCAGUAACUCGAGUACCAGUCGAAAAGCUCAAAGAACUAAGUAAUUCAAGAGCCCAUCAGGGUGUAAUACUUGAAGUUUCUCCUACCACCAUACAAUCUAUUUCAGACUCGUCAAUUAAAAAUUUGUUAUUUUCUUGGAAUAAUUUAUCAGGCUGUUUACCAUACGCAAAAAAGUAUCAUAGACCUACUGUUCUACUUCUGGAUCAUAUGAUGGAUAUCAUGAAUUUUGGGAACAUAUUGCGUUCAGCGGCAUUCUUUGGUAUAUCUGCGGUCAUACUAUCUACUUCUCCGUGUGUCAGCCCAUCACCUCUAAUAAGCAAAAUUAGUGUUGGCGCAAUGGAAAGUAUCUUAUUUUAUAGGUUAACUGAUACAGUAAUGGAUAUGAAAUCCUUAUCAAAUGCUGGGUUUUUGAUAGUUGGUACUUGCGGGGAAAGUCAGCUUCCAUCAACUAAAGCUUCCAAAUCUACAAAUUUUCUGAAACCGGAUGAGGUACUGACUGUUCUGUAAAUAAUGUAACAGACUCACCAGUAUUUUCAGCGACCACAUUGCUCAACAAUUUGAACUGAGUAUUGAAUUAAUUACUUAGUAAUAAUCUGUCAUAAACUGUGGGAAACCAUGUGCUUCAUUUUCUUUGGUCCUAAUAUAUGUAAAACAUUAUUGUCGGGGCACAGUAUCUGUCAAACUAUUCGUUCAAAUAUUGACGAAUAUUCGCAUAUAUCCGUAAAAUAGUUUCCGAUGCUUUAACAUAUAACCAUAAGUCUAGAACCUCAUAAAGAAUGUUCUCACAAAUAUUAAAAGCGUAGAAAACAUACAAAAGAAUAAACCAUUAAAUUGUAACCAAAAGGGUAUAAACCGUUUUUGUACUAAAUUACACAUCAUUCAGCCAUUUGUUCGCAUAUCGUUUUCAAUCGUCUCGAUCUUUGGAUUAUUAUCGUAAAUAAAGUGUUUUACCUUUCAGUUUAAGAGAUAUCGACAGCUCACCAGAAACCAACGUAUGCAAAAUAUGAGCUAUCACAUAAACAAUAUUUAAAGGCACACAGAAAAACGAAUGCUAAGUAAACAACCAUGAAAAUAUAAAGGCUUAUCGUAUUUCAGCACAUUUUUUCAGUUAAGAUAUCCGAAUAUUAUUAUAUCUGUUUCUAAAACGUAAUCCUUAUUCUGUAGUUUCUCAAAUUUCUUUCAUCUUUUUACCUUUAACAAAAAGGUUUGGUACUAAAAAGUGACACCAAAAAUGCUCCCACAAAUUGAAACAAUAAUGUUGCAAAAUAUAGCAAGGUCAUAUAAAAAUUGACUAACUAACGAGAAUAGUGUUCAUUGAAAGGUACAUCCACAGUUUGGAGGAUUCACCUAACUUUUUUGGAGAACAUAAUGAAAAAUAUACUAAGAUUUCCAUUGACUUUUGUUCUGAAUCUUGUUUGACAACGCCUCAAACUACUAUACUGCUUAUUUGGGACUCAUUUCGGGGAUUCUUGGUAGACAGACGGAUCCCAAUCCCAAAUAGUUAUUCUACGGCGCCACAUCAUAAAUUGACCACGUCUCCACUUUUUCAAUCUAAUACUACCGUCAAAUAAUGCACUGUAUAAAACUCGACGGGACAAACUUCCUAAAGCAUAUCCAACCCUAAAUCUUGAGAUAUAUAUUCAGUCGUGUUACUUUACAAAUCCUUAUUCCAUUUACUCCGUUGUUUUUGGUAUUUUUAUCUUAGUUGACUGUUUGUUAGUUUAGGUGAAAAAAAUGAUGUAGCAAAUUCAGUUGGCAGAUAUUUUUCAUUGUUAAACAUUACUACGCUUACCUUGAACUUCAACACAAAGUCCAUCCCAGUAACCUACUAGAAAGACCACCCCCUGACAAUCCCAUCUCUCUGAACCAAUGUGCAUACGUACUAGGUUGUACGUUGUGACUGACUGACUAACUGGAAAUACAUUUUUACAUGAUUAAGUGUUCGAAAUACGUUGUGUUGUUCUAUUUUCAGGUGAGGGCUGUGAUUGUGGUUAAAAUAAAAAAUUUUCACUACAGAUUUUGUUAGUCCUUCCAUCAAUGUUUUGAAGUUAAGAUACUAUGCUAAAAAACUGACAGUGAUUUAUUGGAUGAUGUCCAGUAGGGUAAAAACAUUUAGCAGCAGCACAACCAAGCAGAUUUUGAGAGCUCUAUGUGAUAAAUUAAUAAAUGUAUUAUUUUGAGAAGAAAGAAACCAAGUAGUUUAUAUACAGUGUUGCAAAUUUGUUUUCCUCCAGAACCGAAUUAUUGCCAAGUUAUGUAGAAGCAAAUUUAUUGUUUCAAUGUUUGUAGUUGGAUUAUAUUACUAUCCUGUAAUUAUCCCACUGUUUGUAAUUACUUCAGGUGGGCGCUAAUGAUGACAACAACACUGGAGUUUACCCUAGACCUCUGGUAUUAGCCCUGGGAAGUGAAUCGCGGGGUCUCAGCGAAAAUAUUCUAAAUGCUUGCGAUUUAUUACUACGUAUACCAGGUUUUGGAGAUUCAACCAAAUUAAAUCAAUGUCUAUCACAAAGUAUUACAUCAUCUUUAAAUGUAUCCGUUGCUGCUGGUAUUUUAUUAUAUCAGUUAACUAUGUUUCGGCAUGGACACGAAGCUGUUGACAAAACCUCUUUUAUUUCCCAUACUGAAUAAAUCGUCUUUAAUCUGUUUAUGAGAUUACUUUCACAACUUAUAUACAUAUCUUGCAUCUAUUCCAAUUUCGUGCAUAGUUAUAUUCGAUCAGAAAUCAUUUUUUUUUUGGAAUAUGUUACUUUGUUUUCAAAUAAAUUGUUAUUAUUCAUUUCUUCUGUUUUCUUGUCUGAAUUCCAGUGAAAUGUCGAUUAUUCGCAUUUUCUUAAAUGUUCGUUGACUUAUUAUUAAUUUACUAGUUCAGUACUACCACUUGUCUAACCAUUCCAUACUAGGUAUUCUGAUAAAGUUAAAAAAUUCCUGUAAACACUGAUACGGUGUCAAGUAUUACCAUGAUUUGUUUUAUUGACAAAUAAAACGGUAGCAUCUAUACAAUAUAUGUUUAAGCUAUCCUUUUCGAAAAUUUGUCUCCAUGCAUGGGGAAUUCCUACUUAAACUUUGACCAAGUCGUGGUGUUAAUUGUAUCUUUAUGGACAGUUUCUUGUUUUCUAUCUACAAAUAUUGGCUUGUCUACCAGUUUUUUUCUACUGAGGUUCAUUUUAGCUUGUUAAUUAAUUAUUUACCGCUCAGAGCUCAUAUCUUAAUAAGCAGCAAAUCAUGAGUUGGUUUUUUUCACCGUUUCAUAAAAUAAAAGGUUAGGAAUGUGCACGAUUAAUUUUACUAAGAAAUCGAAAUAAAUCAAAUUUCAUAUCCUGUUCUUGUGAUUAAAAACUACUUAUGAGGAAUUGAUCCAUUAUAGAGUAUUAUUGUUUAAACAACAAAAUACAGUCGACUUUUACGAUUUCUCCAUAAUUCGUCCAAAAAAUGCUAAUACUAUUGCUGUCACUGAAUUGGCAGAUUUGUUUUCAGUAGACUAUAGCAAUUUAUGGGGGUUAUCUUGAUUUUCUGAAGUAGUCUUUGGGUUGUUUGUUGGAAACACUUGGGUAAAAACGUA
This is a messenger RNA of Schistosoma mattheei, 3902 nucleotides long. The record is from the annotation of a GenBank genome assembly. Lineage: Eukaryota; Metazoa; Platyhelminthes; Trematoda; Strigeidida; Schistosomatidae.